AUGGAUUCUGAUCCUGCUAGCCUGAUCUCGGGCAUCACAUUCAAUAGUGUCCCACUUCGUGAAUCUUUUUGCGAUUCCUGUCUGGAUGCACUCGUGGAAUGUUAUAAAGACGGCAACCAUUCCAAGCUAGAUGAGAGCCAUGCCAAUCAUGUUCCAAAUGUUGGUACAGAGAAGUUUGAUCCCCCAGAUGAUGACUUUAUUCAUGAGGAUAUCAUUUCCAACAAUUCUUCUAUAAAUAACCGAUUCUUAACCCAAUCGUCUACCUACAUGUACGAACAAGAACCUUUUGAUACUUACCGCUGUAAAGUCAAUCAGUUGUGUAUUGAUAUAGGCCUUGGCGAACCAUCAACUAUAGAGCGUAUGGAUGGAGGAAGUUACAAUCGGGUGAUUGGCUUGUCAUUUCGAAGUGAAUCUGGAAUUCAACAACGUAUUCUACGGAUCCCGCGAGAAUGGGAUGCCAAAUGGUCGAAGCAAACUGAUAUCCAGAACCAGGCUGAAAUAAUCAUGUGGCUUCAGCGAUUCGAAUUCCUUCAUGUACCUAAGGUUUUAGCCAUCGAUACUACCACUGCGAAUCCUCUUAAGUCACCAUAUGUUCUACAGGAGAGGAUUCAAGGAAUACCGCCAGACGAAUUGUUCUUCGAGAUUCCCCAACAGCUUCCCAUGUCUAAGAGACUUGAAGUUGUGAAGACUAUUGCAGAGUUCAUAGUCAAAUUAGAGAGUACCACUCUGGAUAAGCCGGGAAAACUGGUUGGCACUCAUGCUGUACUAUGGACUUCAACUUCCAUUGCUUCUUCCACACCACGCAUUGAAUUCGCGGGCUUCUCUCCGAGCUUCAUGGAGAGCGCACCUCCUCUUGAGAAGCAAGACCUGCCAUCGUUACUCUCCAACAUGAUUAAAGCCCACCAGACUAUCAGAACACAAGAUGAUGCGCAGUGGGAAAUGUUGCAAGUAGUUUUGGGGGAAAUGGCGGCGAGACGCUUUUUCAAACCAUCCGACUCCAUCAACGAUCUCGAGCCUCGACACAUUUUCGUCGAAAAGUUCGAAUCAGAAAAAUGGGAAGUCAGCGGAGUCAUCGAUUGGGAUGAUGUAAAGUCCAUGCCGUUAGUUUUGACUCGAGCUCCCAGAUCCUGGCUCUGGUUCUACGAGGAGCGUUUCGAAUACUGUAAUAACUUUACGUUUCCGUGGAAUGGCGAUUAUGAUGCUCCUUUAGAUUUACCACUCAAUAAGGAUGUGACGAUUGUGAAAGAGUAUUUUGAUAGGGUAAUGCAGGAGGCGGAUCCGACGUAUAUGGAUGAUACAUAUGGAAGAGGGUUUUGGAUCCGUCGACUCGCGAGGUUUGCAAGGGAUGGGUUUUAUUGCCCCUGGGACUUGGGAAGAUAUGAGAAGUUUAUCGAGGACUGGAAUAAAUAUAUUGGGGAUGUGGGUUCGAUUUAUGGGGGAAGUAUGUAUCAUAUUUUGCUUGAAGACGGCAAAUAUCUUUAG
Molecule: messenger RNA, 1482 nt
Organism: Botrytis porri
Lineage: Eukaryota; Fungi; Ascomycota; Leotiomycetes; Helotiales; Sclerotiniaceae
Exons: 2
Coding region: 1-1482 (493 amino acids)
Source: RefSeq, a predicted model, not a curated record